UUUUUUUUUUUUGGAGAGCGGAACUUUGAAGCGUUCACAGUUGUUGAACCCGGAAGCGUCACAAACGGCGGCUCGCUCGUUUCGGCGAUUUUGCCAUUGGAGCUUCGAUGACAUGAUGGAGCGCGCUUGGCUCCACUUAGGUCCGCUGCAGUGGACGACGUACGUCGACAAAGAGCUCCGAGUGACGGUGGGGAAGGAGGCGAAAGUGUUGGCCGGGUGGCUGCUCACCGUCGACCCGGUAUCCGCCAGCCUGGUCCUGGUCAGCUUCGGCGAGGCGGACGGGCCCGCCGUCGUCCAGGUGGUGAUGGGUCACGCGGUGCGGCGGGUGGAGGUACAACGGGAGGCCGACGCCGCGGCGGCCCGACGUCUGCCUGAGCUGUUCCCGCCGCCGCCGCCCGCCGGGGCGGACCCGCUCCGGCGGGCCGCCGUACGCCGCUGGCUGGAGAGCAAUCGGGUCCCCGUGGAGGAGCGCGGCGACCGGCUGCGGGUGGCCGGCGCGCUCACCCUGGCACCGCCGUACGGUCCCGACGACUGCAGCGGCGCCAACGCCGUGGUGCUGGAGCGAGUGCGGAAGCUUCUGGAAGGCCAGCCACCGAUGGAAACGCCCCCCCCCCCCUUCGUGUCAAAACUUGAGGCUGCCGUCGGUGAUUGACUGAAAAACAAUUCUUGAUAGUUCUGUCUCGCGUUUGGCGUGAGAAAAUGCUAAUUAGAUUUUUUUUUUUGUGA
This is a messenger RNA of Hippocampus zosterae (dwarf seahorse), 726 nucleotides long. RefSeq names its product gem (nuclear organelle) associated protein 6 (gene gemin6). The record is from RefSeq and is a predicted model, not a curated record. Bases 113 to 652 code for a protein of 179 amino acids. Gene Ontology annotation, cellular component: SMN complex; nucleus. Gene Ontology annotation, biological process: spliceosomal complex assembly; spliceosomal snRNP assembly. The transcript has 2 exons. NCBI's taxonomy places the organism in Eukaryota, Metazoa, Chordata, Actinopteri, Syngnathiformes, Syngnathidae.